This is a messenger RNA of Colletotrichum tamarilloi, 804 nucleotides long. RefSeq lists its product as uncharacterized. The coding region runs from base 1 to 804 and encodes 267 amino acids. The record is from RefSeq and is a predicted model, not a curated record. Lineage: Eukaryota; Fungi; Ascomycota; Sordariomycetes; Glomerellales; Glomerellaceae. The transcript has 3 exons.
AUGGAGGACCACGUCACCCACUUUCUCCUCGACCUUAAAGACAUUGAUUUCACGUUGAGCGUGACACCGGCGCAGCUGUGGCAAGCAGGAGGUGGACAGCAUGUGAAGAUCUCCGUGAUCGAAACCCACGGCCGGGCCAGCGGGUUGCCCGAUACCAACGGCCUCGUCAAGGCUAGGGAGCGAGACUCUUCUGACAAGGCCAUGAACGCGGUGUCUGUAGAGGACCUGUUGGGUAUGGAGUGGGCCGACGAAAUCCAGGUGGCUUGCUUUGCUCAGCAGGUCCACUCGGAAAAUCACCUUCGGUAUCAUCGCUGUGUGGCUCUUUGUGCUGCGGCUUCUUCGAGUUGGCUUGGGAACUGUCCCGAGUCGACUACACUAUCGGGCGACAGCGGAGGUACUCCGCGCAAGCCAGGUCUGAGCAGCGCGAGAAGAAGGACGAUGAACACUGAUACUAUUCUCAUCGACAAGUUUGGGACGAACAAACGCGACAACAGAGAAGGCGAUUCACCUUCUUACGACGCGCACACGCAAUCAAUCGGGGUGCGGGUGUGGUCAGUAUCUAGAAUCAAUCGUUCGCAGACCAGUCCCAUCCGUCACGUCGUCGUUCUCGAAAUCGAGAACAUCGAUCGCAUCUGUCAAGAACACGUCCUCAAGACUGCUAGCCCUGGUAUGGGUGGCAGUGGAGCUCUAUCGGAAUGUCAACCUGGAGCCCUCAACAUCGACCACAACAGGGCUACAAGCCAAGAAGAUCACCAUAGGCUCGGAUUUCAUACCAUCCAUCACAGGGCAAAUCCGAAGAACUGA